AUGUUCGGUGUGCAGUUUGUGCCUGAGAAGAGGCAGUCCAUGGGUGUCACUGGGGUGAAGGUUUUUGUGUUUAGGGUGACACCAUGUCUGGUGCAGGGUCAAUCCAAAGGAGCUUUCCAGGUAACCAAGGGGUCUGGGGGAGAGGUGACCUCCUCUAGCACUAUGGCAUCUGGCAAGGGACCAACGACUGGGGACGUCACUCCCUUCUGCCGCGCCAGGCCACCACUUUCCGCGGGCGGUGCUGCCAAGGCAGGCCGCCUGCGCGGGGCAGUCAGAGUCCCCCUCCUUGAGCGGGUUGUGGCGGAGAGCGGGGCAGGGAUUGGCUGGAGUGUGGCAGCCCAGCGGGGCGGGGGCGGGGGCGGGGGCGGGGCCGGCCUCUGGCUCCCUCUUCGUCCGCAGGUGGCUGGCGGCCGCAGAGCAAUACAGUUCGCUCACCCCUCGCCGGCCGCGUCUCCUUCCGGCUCUCCUCGCGUCACCGGAGCUGCGGCGUUCGCCAAGAACUACCUGGAGGCAUCCUCCCUGCCCAGCGGCGAUUGCGGCCGCCCCAGGGCGCGGCCCGGAGGAAACCGGGUGACGGUGGUGCUCGGUGUGCAGUGGGGCGACGGCAAAGGGGAGGUGGCGCAUCUGCUGGCGCAGGACCCCAUGCGCCGCUGCCAGGGAGGAAAUAAUGCUGGCCAUACAGUUGUUGUGCAUUCUGUGGAGUAUGAUUUUCAUCUCUUACCCAGUGGAAUAAUUAUUCCAAAUGUUACUGCAUUCAAUGGAAAUGGUGUGGUAACUCAUCUACCUGGAUUGUUUGAAGAAGCAGAGAAAAAUGUUCAAAAAGGAAAAGGACUAGAAGGCUGAAAAAGGCUUAUUUUAUCUGACAGAGCUCAUAUUGUAUUUGAUUUUCAUCAAGCCGCUGAUGGUGUUCAGGAACAACAGAGACAAGAACAAGCAGGAAAAAAUUUGGGUACAACAAAAAAGGGCAUUGGCCCAGUUCAUUCUUCCAAAGCUGCUCGGAGUGGACUUAGGAUGUGCGAUCUUGUUUCUGACCUUGUUGGCUUCUCUGAGAUGUUUAAAGUUCCAGCUAAACAAUACAAAUCUAUACAUCCCACUUUGGAAAUAGACAUUGAAGGUGAAUUACAAAAUCUCAAGGAAAUUGGAGAAUUAUUACAAACAAUAGGUAGAGAGUUUGGUGUAAUUAUUGGAAGGAAAAGAAGAUGUGGCUGGUUGGACCUCGUUUUGCUCAAAUAUGCUCAUAUUAUCAAUGGAUUUACUGCGCUGGAAGUUACCAAGUUGAAUAUUUUGGACAUGUUUAUGGAAAUCAAAGUUGGAGUUGCUUACAAGUUAGAUGGUCAAAUCAUACCUCAUAUUCCAGCAAAUCAAGAAGUCUUAAAGUUGAAGUUCAAUAUAAGACUCCAUGAGAAUGGAACACAGACAUAUCAAAUGCAAGGGCAUUUAAAGAACUACCUGUUAAUGCACAAAACUAUGUUCGAUUUAUUGAAGAUGAGCUUCAAAUUCCAGUUAAAUGGAUUGGUGUUGCCUCCACUGGAGCGUAUAUUAAUCACCCCGGUGUUAACCGCCGCUCCCACCCUUGGGCCAGUCCGCAUCAGUGAGAACUUGGCCGAUGCGCGGUGCUUGGUCAACCCCGGCUAUGAGGACUUGAUCGCGGCGCGGGUGGAGGCGGGGCGGUGGGGAGGGACGGUGCGGAGAGCUAAAGGGGUUGGAAGGUGUCGCCGGCGGCUUGGCGGGCGUAUCUGUGUUCCUGUUCCGGCUGCAAAACAGAAAGCCCCUGCCCAGCGAGCAGCGGUUUCCGCGGGGGCGGAACAAACAGGCAGAGCCAAGUGCGUCCUGGAGGCUUCCCCCGUUGCGAAGGUUGGGACUCUUGUUUCAGGGUUCUUGGCAUUGACUCACUAA
This is a messenger RNA of Gorilla gorilla gorilla (western lowland gorilla), 1896 nucleotides long. RefSeq lists its product as uncharacterized. Gene Ontology annotation, molecular function: adenylosuccinate synthase activity; nucleotide binding. Lineage: Eukaryota; Metazoa; Chordata; Mammalia; Primates; Hominidae. Gene Ontology annotation, cellular component: cytoplasm. Gene Ontology annotation, biological process: IMP metabolic process; 'de novo' AMP biosynthetic process. The record is from RefSeq and is a predicted model, not a curated record.